This is a messenger RNA of Trichoderma breve, 1377 nucleotides long. Its product is annotated as major facilitator superfamily domain-containing protein. The transcript has 6 exons. Gene Ontology annotation, biological process: transmembrane transport. The record is from RefSeq and is a predicted model, not a curated record. The coding region runs from base 1 to 1377 and encodes 458 amino acids. Gene Ontology annotation, molecular function: transmembrane transporter activity. Lineage: Eukaryota; Fungi; Ascomycota; Sordariomycetes; Hypocreales; Hypocreaceae. Gene Ontology annotation, cellular component: membrane.
AUGAGCUCAGACACAGUCUCCAAGAGUGAUGUGGCUGCUACUCCGGUGAAGGAGAACGCAUCCGGUCACGAACACUUGGAGACAAUGCCUGAUAUCAGCACUGAGAAGGGCGGGCUUGCUCAGGAGGAACUCCUUGAGACACCAGAAUGGCGGGCUCGCGAAAAGAGAUUGGUUCGUAAACUUGAUAUGACCCUGCUCCCUGUAGUAUGGAUCUUAUACUUGUUUAACUACUUGGACCGAAACAACAUCUCUCAAGCUAGAUUGAACACCUUUGAGAGGGACCUCGGAUUAACCGGCGACGAUUUCAAUACUGCUGUAUCCAUCUUGAAUGUUGGAUAUAUGCUUGCCCAGCUCCCGUCCAACAUGCUCAUCACUCGUAUCAGGCCCAGUAUUUACUUGCCUGCCUGUGUCGCUAUUUGGUCAUGCGUGUCAGCCGCCACAGCAGCCGCGACGAGCUAUGGAGGCCUGGUUGCGGUUCGCUUCUUUCUCGGAAUUGUGGAAGCUCCUUUCUUCCCAGGCGCUUUCUAUCUCUUGUCUUGCUGGUACACAAGAAAAGAGCUAGCCCUACGCACUGCCGUCCUGUACUCUGGCCUUGUCCUCGCAACCGCGUUCUCAGGCUUGAUUGCAGCCGGUGUGUUCUCUGGUCUUGAUGGAGCUAGAAACAUCGCUGGCUGGCAGUGGCUCUUCAUCAUUGACGGCUCAGGCAGUUUCUUUGCAGCUCUGGUCGCCUUCUUUCUUCUUCCCGAUUACAUCGAAUCCAAAACUGGCAGUGGCAGGUGGCUGUUUACAGAGGAAGAACGAGAGCUAGCCGCGAAGAGAAUGGCUCUUGAUCGUGUGUCGCUCCCCGAAGCAGACCGAUCUGUUUGGUACGGCGUGCGUCUAGCACUUAGGGACUACCGAACUUGGAUAUUCACACUCCUCCUUUGCUCCAACCAUACUGCCUACGGAUUCAACUACUUCUUCCCUACCAUCGUAAGCGGCUUCCACAUCGGCUCACAGACCAUCACACUCGUCCUCACGGCACCCCCAUACCUCUUUGGUGCCGCGGUAUCAUUUGCAGUAGCCUACUCAAGUGACCGUCGCAACGAACGAAGCUACCACAUCUCGAUACCGAUGGCCGUUGCAGCUGUAGGUUUCAUCAUUUCCACAGCAACGCUAAACAUUGGGGCUCGCUACUUUGCGUCUUUCCUCUAUUGCUCUGGCGCCUUUGCGGCCAAUGCCAUGGUAUACUCGUGGGCUGCGAGUACGCUUAACCAGACGCCUGAAAAGCGGGCUGCUGCGACGGCCAUUAUUAACUUGCUUGCUCAGCUGGGUAAUAUUUGGAGUCCAUACUUUUUCCGACCACAAGAUGAACCUCGUUAUCGCAGGAGCUGGUAG